GCGGCGAAAUUUAAAUGAACCAUGAAAAGAAGUCCACGAUGAAUGCUCGUUUUUGGUCAACUAACGUGUUUAUAGAAAAGCUGAUUUGUAAAGCUACAACAUUCAGGCAGAAAGUUGUACUGCUAUGAGGCUAAUAUAAGGUGGCGCUGCUUCGUCAAAGAGAUUGUCGUAAUUCAGUUGUUACUUCGUCGAAAAUUUUGCAUAUCUUUGUGAAAUUGUUUGCGUCAUUUUUGUAAUUUUAUUUUUACACGUCGAAACUCUACCUUCAGUUGGAAGGGAAAAACGUUUAAAUGAACUCCACGAUGACACAAGGCGCAAGAAUUUUUCGUAAACUACGGUUUUCAAGAUGUUACCCAACCUCCUCUGAAUUCUCAUCAAAUAUUAGUCGUUCCAGCAGCUCGCCUUUCUUUCCAAGAAGUCACAAUUCAAGAACAAUAAGAACGUCCAGUUUGACACGAACAUGUUCAAAUUUCAGUGAUGCCUUUUCAGAGGAGAAUAAAGACCGCCUUGUCAGGCAGCUUGGAAAAAUGAGAACUCCUAAGUCUUUGCUGGCAAGGUGCUCUGAGGAGGCUGCUGUAUUUGUCCCUUUCUGUCUUGUGAACUCUGUUCCCUCAGUGCUUUUUACUCUUCGUUCCAGUCAAUUGAACAGUCACAAAGGAGAAGUAAGUUUUCCAGGUGGUAAGAGAGAUCCUGAAGAUAACAGUAUUGUAGACACAGCUGUUCGGGAAAUGGAAGAGGAAUUAGGACUGGAGAGAAGUUGUGUUCAAGUCUGGGCACAGAUGCCAGCAUUUCCAGAUCGGACUGGUAAAAAAGCUGUCACCCCUGUCAUUGGUUUUCUUGGAGAAAUUGAUGUGAAUUCACUUAAAUUAAACCCAGAGGAGGUGGAAUCUGUCUUCACUCUUUCACUGGCACAUGUCUGUAAUCCACUCAAUCGAGGCUAUACCAAGUUUACAUCUCAGACUGUCUAUCCAUUGUUUCUCAAUGGACCUCGCAAGAUUUGGGGCCUCACUGCUAUAGUGCUUGAACAGGUGCUACUGCUUGCUGUUCCAGAGAGUUUUCAAGAACAGUUUUUUAGGCCUGCAAAUAAAAAAUGACCUACAGCAAGCGUGAAGCAGUAUGCAAAGUAGUGGAAGUGAAGAAUGCUUAAGUGAAUGUAACACAAGGUGGUAAGCUUUUUGAUAAAAGAAUGCAAAAAUUCAAUAUAAAGGAAAGAAUAAUUAGUUAAAAAGAAAAGUCAACACUGCCAAUAUUUUCUGUGUGAAUGGUGCUGUUUUAUUUUGAAAAUAUAUUACUAAACAUUUUUGUCAUAAAUUGUACAAAUCAUUGUGUGACCUUUUACAAAAACCAAACAGUAAUGGUAUAUGUGUCUAAGAUGAAUAAUUAGCUCAUUUCCACUGAAUGGCUCAAAUUACAAGCUCAGUAAUUUAUAACCUGUCAGAGUUACAUUAAGGGCCAAUAUUUUGGUAGUUAUGAUAAAAAAGACCACAUUUCUUUAAGAAGAGAUUUUGCAACUAUUUGGUUGCUUUCCAAGUCUGCAUAACAGUCAAUAAAUCAUUCAAGUAUUGUGAUAAUCAUUGGUAAUGAUAAUGCUAGACAAUUUUUUAAGAGUAUAAUUUCUGUGGCAAAGUCAAUAUAGAAUAUUAUGUACUUACUUAUUUCCAGUCUGCCUAUUGUUUGUGUAUCCAGAAUUUAACUAAUUACAACCUCACUGUGUUGUUUGUAUCACCCAUAGUCACUGUUACAAUAUUAUGUGCAGGUGACCAUUUCUUAAUCAACAGAUAUAAAACAACUUUUGAAUUAUCUUUGCUAAGUCAUCAAAUUAAGCAACUUUUAACCCUUAAACUACCAGAAGUGAUCAACAUCUAACUUCUCUCUAUUGUAUCCAUACAUUAUCCAGUAAGCAGGUAAUGAGAAUUAACCCAAAGUUAUCUGCAGGAAGAAGUUGUUUUCUUGAUCUAACAUUUAAUUCUCGUAACUAAUUUCAAGGAAAUGUGCAGCAGCUAAAGGGGAGAACUGACAACCAGAUCGUGGGAGUUAAGGGGUUAACCCAAAAAGGGUCACUUUUAAUUAGAUAGGCAAUCCAAAAAGUAUUUUUUCAUGUUAUCUAUUUAUUUACAUAUAAAAACAUGAAUAAAUAAAGU
This is a messenger RNA of Pocillopora verrucosa, 2141 nucleotides long. Its product is annotated as mitochondrial coenzyme A diphosphatase NUDT8. The record is from RefSeq and is a predicted model, not a curated record. Gene Ontology annotation, molecular function: coenzyme A diphosphatase activity. NCBI's taxonomy places the organism in Eukaryota, Metazoa, Cnidaria, Anthozoa, Scleractinia, Pocilloporidae.